AUGGCGGGGGUUGAUAAAGUUGUGCUGUUGGAUUUCAAGGUCAGUAUGUUCGGGAUGAGGUGCAGGGUAGCCCUGGCUGAGAAGGGCAUUCAGUAUGAAUACAGAGAAGAGGAUCUUCGCAACAAGAGCCCACUUCUUCUCGAAAUGAAUCCGAUUCACAAGAAAAUCCCUGUUCUGAUUCACAACGGGAAGCCCGUUUGUGAAUCCGCCAUCAUCGUUCAAUACAUAGAUGAAGUAUGGCAUGACAAGAAUCCUUUUUUACCCUCCGAUCCUUACCAGAGAGCUCAAGCCAGGUUCUGGGUCGAUUUGAUUGACAAGAAGGCUUAUGAUGCUGGAAGGAGGGUGUGGACUAAAAAGGGGGAAGAGCAAGAGAAAGCCAAGAAGGAAUUUCUUGAAUUGUAUAAAACUUUGGAAGGGGAACUCGGAGAUAAGCCUUAUUUUGGUGGGGAAAAGUUUGGGUUAGUGGAUGUGGCUUUGAUUCCUUUCUACUGUUGGUUUUAUGCCUAUGAGACUUGUGGCAAUUUCAAGAUGGAAGCCGAGUGUUCAAAGCUUGUGGCUUGGGGCAAAAGAUGCAUGGAAAGGGAGAGCGUGGCCAAGUCACUUGUUGAUCCUAAGGAGGUUUAUGAGUUUGUUCUCCACAUGAAAAAGGUAUUCGGGAUCGAAUGA
This is a messenger RNA of Oldenlandia corymbosa var. corymbosa, 666 nucleotides long. The record is from the annotation of a GenBank genome assembly. NCBI's taxonomy places the organism in Eukaryota, Viridiplantae, Streptophyta, Magnoliopsida, Gentianales, Rubiaceae.